Molecule: messenger RNA, 1956 nt
Organism: Xenia sp. Carnegie-2017
Lineage: Eukaryota; Metazoa; Cnidaria; Anthozoa; Malacalcyonacea; Xeniidae
Exons: 9
Coding region: 1-1956 (651 amino acids)
Source: RefSeq, a predicted model, not a curated record
AUGCUGUUGAAGACGUUCUACUUGAAAAUCAAAAUCAAAUUUCCCUAUCUGGCAGCUUUUUAUCCUCCUUCUGGAGAUGUGGCUGCAAAGUUUGUUGAAUACCUGUUUGCUGAAAAGAAAAUCCCUUCACACCUUCCUUUGACAUUAACUGUGGAAAAGGAACAAUUUGCUAAAAGUUACCUUCCUGUAGAAACCAUCUGUUUUUAUUGUAAAUCACCACUAACUGAGCCACACUGUGUAACAAGAAAUGCAAAGCUGGUAACUAUGAAAGGGAUUAUUGAAGGAAUUUCGCUGUUUGCAAAGUUUUGUGUCGAGUGCAAGAUACCGUACAGAUACCAGGAGUAUUCAGCUGGUGUUCACAAUUUUAAUGACAACUGGCUUUUAAGUUUGGGAAUAUGUGAUAUGAUCAGAAAACAUCUUCAGGUUCACAACGCUGUCAGUCGCACUGUUGAGGCAAUUGAAAACUGGCUGCAGUUGCGACCAUUUCAGUUACCACGUGGUCAAAUGAUGAACGCGUAUCUUCACUUUGAAGCUCUCUCAGAUCAUGACUAUGGGUUUUCUUGUGUUUUGUGUGGACACUUUCCUCCCCUGUUAACUCUAGAUGUAGACAAGAAAGGAAUCUUUGAACUAGCGGUUAGUGAACUUCAGUUGCCAGACCCCGAAUCCGAUGCUCCUGCAGAUGAAGUGGACGCUGAAAAGUACUGGCAACAAGUGAACUGUGGGAUCUUAUACAGAGGAGUAUUGAGAGGUACUGAAAAAAACCCUUUAGAAAUCAAGCCUUCAUAUAAGUUUGGGGCCCCAUAUAUUGGCCCAAAAUGCAGAAGAGGAAGGAAACUUUUUAAUACCGAAUACAUGAAAGCGUAUCAUAAACAAAACCUAACAUCAGCUGGGGCUACAUCUGAUGAAUGUUCAAUUGAAAAGCUCAUGGAUUUGUUCUGUGAAGGAAAAGUACCUGUUAUAAGAGAAAUGGCCAGAAGUUUAAAUGUGAGCGACAAGGGGUCGAAACUUGAUAUAAUUAACCGUAUAAAAUCUGUUUUGAAUAUCGAAGAAACGUUUCUUAAACUUUUCUCAAAGAUGUGGGUGGUUCAGGUAAGGCGGUUGGUUGGGAAUGACGUGUCCACAUGGAGUAUGCUAUGGUCUGAAAUGGCUAUUGCGACAAGAAGGACCACGAGAUCAUGUGGACAUGCUUAUGAAUCUCGCUGCUGUUCCGAAUGUUACCAUAUUGGAUAUGGCAAACAUGAUUGUAGCUCAUGCAAGGAACAGAGGAUACGACGUUUUCAUCCAUUCCAAGGUCGUGUUGCUGAAUAUAGCCUGGAAAAUAUCAGACGAGCUAAUAGUGGUGAGCUAGAGAUAGACUGGCCUUGGUUUCCAAACGGAGAAAGAUGCGACUUGUCAACUGUCGUACAAAGGUCGGAUGGUGAGCAGCUUCUGUGUAAUCCCUCAACUAGAUCUUCUGAUCAUUACUGCCUGUUUGAUCAAUUUCACGAGAAAAAUUCCACGAACCCAGCCGAUUGCUUGCGAAGAGUGUCUUGCGUUAACCAACUUGCCGGGAAGAUCAAUUCAGAAACUGCUGAACAACUCAACAACAGACGAAACCGUGAUAAUUACUUCACAACAUCUUUGACAGCUCACAAUUCCGUCUUCAUGGAGCGAUUGGCAACUCAUUUUAGUAAUGAGAAAUUAAACCAACGUAUCAUAAAUACUCAUCGCAAGCAGUUUGGAAUGGCUAUGAGUUUUAACUCCUUCGGUCAACUUAUAAGUAGAAAUGAAGAUGAUGGGACCGAGCAGGCAUCACAACCAAAACGCGUCCGUUUGUCGACUGAAAGUCUUUCAACAGCUAACAGACCUGCCACAAGUAGCAUUGGAACACUAAAUGAUGCUUGUGAUGAGUUGACACACGUUGCUGAGAAAAUGAAUCCCUCAGCUAUAAGCAGCUACGACCUUGUUAUAGACUAG